Molecule: messenger RNA, 483 nt
Organism: Hypanus sabinus (Atlantic stingray)
Lineage: Eukaryota; Metazoa; Chordata; Chondrichthyes; Myliobatiformes; Dasyatidae
Product: cytochrome c oxidase assembly protein COX16 homolog, mitochondrial
Exons: 4
Coding region: 68-382 (104 amino acids)
Biological process (GO): mitochondrial respiratory chain complex IV assembly
Cellular component (GO): mitochondrial inner membrane
Source: RefSeq, a predicted model, not a curated record
UGAUGUACAAGCGGAAGUAGGUGUGCAUCGAUGAAACGUUCCCCGGCACCCAAACCCGGUCUGUGUCAUGGACUAUCUGAGAGGGAGUAGAACACUAAGGUUCGGGCUGCCGAUGCUGAUACUUAUUAUUGGAGGAUCCUUUGGUCUCCGUGAAUUUGCCCAAGUUCGGUAUGAUGUCCAAAAGGUGAAGAGAAAGUUGGAUCCUGCACUUGAAGCACAGUUAAAGAAGAAUAAAGACAAGGUUACACUGGAGUCAGAAUAUCAGAAACUUCCAAAGCCUGACUCUGAAUGGGUAAACAUCAGAGGACCACGUCCCUGGGAAGAUUCAAAAGCUGUCCAAGAACAACAACGGAAGAUUCAAAUUGGGAGCAGCAUUAAAUAGUGACGUGAAUCGUCUGGUUGUUAUUCACUUGUGUCUGGAAACUGAAUACCUCAGCUAAUUUGAAUUUAAAAUGUUAUAUACAUAAAAAUAUUUGCAAUGCC